AUGCGAUUGACCGUCGAGCUUAUCCAGAAUUCCCUUUCCUAUAUCAACCCUCUCAAGGACCGCGAGUUGGAUCUCCGAGGGCACAAGAUUCCUGCAAUUGAGAACUUGGGUGUCGCAAAGGACCAAGAUGCGAUCGAUUUCACAGACAACGACAUCGCCUCGCUCGGUAACUUCCCGCACUUCCCCCGCUUGAAAACGCUCCUCCUCGCGCGCAACAGAGUCAACCACAUCCAGCCGACGUUAGCAGCAUCGGUACCAAACCUGACAGCCCUGGUCUUGACGGCAAACAAUCUGUCGGAACUAGCAGAUUUAGAUCCUUUGCGGAAUCUAGCUGGCUUGACUCAUUUAGUGCUGUUGGAGAACCCCAUCACAAGAAAAGAGAACUACCGGUACUGGGUGAUCUGGCGGAUUCCCACGAUCCGUUUUCUCGACUAUCAAAAGGUGAAGGACGCAGAACGGGCCGCGGCCAACGAGCUCUUCGGCACUGCCGAACAACCGUCCGCGCUCGCCUCCAAGAUCAUCGGAAUCAAGUCCCGUACCUUUGACAUCUCCUCGGCCGCGCCCAGCGAGCGCGCCACGGCAGACAAGGCCAUCCGGGUGAAGUUGACGGAGAAGGAGCGCAAACGGGUCGAGAAGCUCAUCCGCGAAGCCAAGAGCCUGCAGGAGAUCACCCGGCUGGAAAGGGAACUCAACGAAGGCCGCAUACCGGGCGGUGCAUUUGCAGACGACGACACAGACAUGCAGAUGUAA
Penicilliopsis zonata CBS 506.65 is the source of this 750-nucleotide messenger RNA. RefSeq lists its product as hypothetical. Gene Ontology annotation, cellular component: U2 snRNP. The record is from RefSeq and is a predicted model, not a curated record. Bases 1 to 750 code for a protein of 249 amino acids. Gene Ontology annotation, biological process: mRNA splicing, via spliceosome. NCBI's taxonomy places the organism in Eukaryota, Fungi, Ascomycota, Eurotiomycetes, Eurotiales, Aspergillaceae. The transcript is spliced from 4 exons. Gene Ontology annotation, molecular function: protein binding; U2 snRNA binding.